AUGCGGCUUCUUUUCCAGCCGGCAGGGGUCGGCAGCAGGCUCCAGCGAGCAGCUCCUCGGGAGCAGUACGGGCAGCCCCACCUCGCCUUGGCUCCUCCGGGCAGCAGUGCUGGGUUCCAGGCGGCUUCUAGUGCUGCAGCAGGGUCUCCUCCCGGGCAGGCAGAGACAGUAGAGCCUGCAGAACUUGCCCUCUUGUACAGAUCAGGAAUUGCUGUUCGAGGAAGUACCACUGAUCAAACUAGCCAGUUAGCACUGGCCAGUGCUUCCCAAGUGCUUUUCUCUGUUUUGCAGAUAGAAAGCUUAGACAAGACUCUGGAAGAUUUGCUGACCCGAGUGGACGAGUUUGUGGGAAUGCUGGACAUGAUUCGAAGUGAUUCCUCUCAGGUUGUCAAUGAAAGUCUACCUCAGAUUUGCUCAAAAGCUACAGAAAUGAGACAGAUAUACAGGAAGAUUGACAAACUAGAGGCUUUCGUGAAGAUGGUUGGAAACAGUGUAGCUGAACUUGAAGAACGGGUCAUAAAGGCAGAAACAGACUUUGGAGCUUUUCCAAGCACAUUCAAGAAGAUCUUGCACACAAUAAGCAUGCCAUCCUUCCUUAAUAAACCAUCUUCCUCAAGACAACAGCAGACCCCCUAUGAAGCUCCAGUCCUCUUCAAGACUGAAGACUAUUUCCCAUGUCUUAAUGAAGCACCUUAUUGA
Messenger RNA from Chaetura pelagica (chimney swift), 699 nucleotides. Its product is annotated as biogenesis of lysosome-related organelles complex 1 subunit 4-like. The record is from RefSeq and is a predicted model, not a curated record. Gene Ontology annotation, cellular component: BLOC-1 complex. The coding region runs from base 1 to 699 and encodes 232 amino acids. NCBI's taxonomy places the organism in Eukaryota, Metazoa, Chordata, Aves, Apodiformes, Apodidae. The transcript has 6 exons.